Panicum virgatum (switchgrass) is the source of this 4715-nucleotide messenger RNA. RefSeq lists its product as uncharacterized. Gene Ontology annotation, molecular function: protein kinase activity; ATP binding; protein binding. The record is from RefSeq and is a predicted model, not a curated record. The transcript is spliced from 21 exons. Gene Ontology annotation, biological process: protein phosphorylation. The coding region runs from base 391 to 4419 and encodes 1342 amino acids. NCBI's taxonomy places the organism in Eukaryota, Viridiplantae, Streptophyta, Magnoliopsida, Poales, Poaceae.
ACUGAUCUAGAUCAGUCGCACGCAAAGAAAAAGAUUAAAAUUAAAGACCCAGCAGGCACGUCAAUCAGCUCGCACAUGCGUGGCAGUAAGGACAUCUUACUAGUCGCCCUAUAUGAAUUAAACUAGAAUUGGGAUCAGAUCAGGCUACAUGAUUAAAGGUAUCCUGUGCAAGCCUUCGGAAGCUAAGGAAACAUAUAAGUGAUGGGACCUCAGAAGUGCGUGUAGCCUUCCCACACCAAUCUAGCGUGCUUCAGUGCAAACAGGACCGGAUCUAGAUCUCACCUUUUCUGGAACAGGGCUGUCUUUAUUGCUGGAUAUGCAGGACCGGAUCUAGAUCUCACCUUUUCUGGAACAGGGCAAUCCUGAUACCAGAUCCAUCUCAACUCUUUCAUGGCCUCCGACACGGAGCUUGGCUUCACUGCACAGUACGGCUUCUUAAGAAUGGAAGACAUAUAUUUGAACUAUGACAUCCUGGAGAGUAUACUCAAUGGAGGCAGCGACCCGACGAAUCUGCCGCUGCAGUUUUUAAGUUACAUCACAAAGAAUUUCUCCAAGGAGAGAAAAAUCGGAAGUGGUGGCUUCGGUGAGGUUUACAUGGGAAUGCUCAAAAACAGGAUUGUGGCUGUGAAAAGGCUUUUCAGCGACAAAACAAUCAGAGAGGAGUCAUUUCAUCGCGAGGUUGAUAACCUGAUGACGGUUAAGCACCAAAAUAUAGUACAGUUUCUAGGCUUCUGUGCAAAUACAGAGAAUAUACCUAUAAAAGAUCCCGAAUCAGAAGAUUAUGUGAAAUAUAUUUACGUCGAGAAGAGAGAAAGAUUACUCUGCUUCGAGUAUAUGAGCAAUGGAAGUCUUCGCAGACACCUCACUGAUGAAUUGAGAGGACUUGGGUGGCAAACACGUUAUAAAAUAAUUAAGAAUAUCUGUGACGGUCUGCGAUAUCUUCACGAGGAAAAACAUAUGAUUCAUAGGGAUCUAAAGCCUGAGAAUAUACUGCUAGAUGAUUCCAUGGCACCAAAACUUGCGGAUCUUGGUAUAUCUAAACUUCUUAACGAUGGCGCAUCAAAAGCUAUCACUACAAACACUCAGAUGUCACAAGGAUAUUGUGCUCCAGAAUUCAUGAAGCAUUACGAGGUCUCAUUCAAGACAGACAUAUAUAGUUUGGGUAUUAUUAUAAUUGAGCUCGUGACUGGACGAAAAGAACACCCUGAUAUAAAAAAUGUUCUUAGAAGAUGGAGGUACAGGUGGAAGAAAGAGAAGGAAACAACACUGAGUUACCAAGAAGUUGCUAAAUGCGUUGAAAUAGGGCAAAAGUGCACGGAAGAAGACCCCAGAAAACGGCCUUCUAUAUCGAAUAUAAUUAAUGAUCUUAAUAUGUCGGACAAUGAGAAUUGGCAAAUCAACAAUCCCCGUGAACCAACUAUUGGACAGAUAAUUCCUAACUGGAAUGAGCUGCUUUUGAUUGAGCCACCUGAGUUACAUUUUCCUUUUGAGCGAAACAAACAGAUAUCAUGCUCUUUACAACUAAUCAACGAGAAGGAUUCUUAUAUUGCAUUUAACAUUCAAACGCUGAGCCCAUUGCAUUACUUACCAGAGCCAAAAAGCGGCAUUGUGCCACCGCUAUCGAACUGUACUGUCAAAAUAUCGUUGCAGAAGGAACCACAGCAUAAACAGCAUGCAAACAUGUUCAACGUUCAGAGCACAAAAGUCAACAAGGAUCUAACCGAUGAGGAUAUCACCGAAUGCAUGUUCAACGUUGAUGCUGUUGAAGUGGUUGAUGAAGUGACUUUGACGGUUGUAUAUGAUGUGCCACCAUUACUCGAACUACAUGAACUAGACCGUGAUAGAGGAAAUCUUAACCGUCCGGAAGCACCCAAUCUGCCAAUAAUAGAAGCAGUCUCCAAGACAAGUUCAUUGGCCACAGACGAGCUUAUCCAGGUCUAUCCCAAAGAGUUCAUCUUUCCAUUGGAGCCAAAAGAGGUGAAAUACACGAUGACGAUAGUCAAUGUUACAGAUGACUGGGUUGCUUUCUAUAUAGGGAUGAAGCAUGUGACAGCAAAGUAUUUUUCUCUUGAUGGCAAUGGAAUUUUGUUACCACAGACGAAGUUGAAAAUUGAUUACAGAAGGGUACCACACAAGGUGGUACCAGCAAACGUGCGGGCCAAGGAAUCAGCUAUUGUGUAUAGCACCAUCGUGUGCCCGGGUUUCAAGAGGCACGACGUCACGGCGGAUUUGUUCAAGGAUCCAACUAAUGGUAGAUUAGUUCAAAAGGUGGAGCUGCCAAUGUUCUUUGCAGCACGACAUGGAAUUCAGCCUUGGGAGGUCAUGCCAUAUGCCAUUCCAUCUGUGUCUCCAGCAAGCAAACAGGAUUUUUCAAAGCCCACGGAAAUAAACUCUCAGAUACGCACGCCUUCAUCGAUUAAGCUAAUCCAUGUCGAUCCCAUGGAAUUCAGCUUGCCCUUGGAGCCAAAGAGAGUGAAAUUCUUAAUGAAGAUACUAAAUAUUACAGAUAAUUAUGUUGCUUUCCUUAUAAGGUACACCCGCGAUAAGGUGGAUCAGUAUGAAUCUACUCCGCAAGAAGGAAUUCUGCCACCACGGUCUAUGUUGGUAGUUGAAAACACAAGAAUAUCACAAGAGGGAGAACAUGAGGAUGUGCAAGGUCAUGAGUUCGUCUAUGUGGACAGCACUGUGGUGACCAAAAGUUUCCGCAUUAGCGAGAUCACGUAUGACCUGUUCGAUGUACCGUCGGCCGAUAGAUUACAACAUGAGGUGAAACUGCCAGUUUUUCUUGUAGCAUCAGGUGAAUCGAAGUCGUGGGAGGUUACUUCUUCAGCGUUUCCAGUGAGCAAGCAGAAUAUUGAGAAGGAAUUUGAUAGGCUGCAGUUAACUACAGACGACCAAGAUGAUAAAAAUUCUCUGUGCAAAUCUGGGUUGACGUGGCUGAAUACCAUAGAUGUGCAUCCAACAGAGCCAUGGAUUAUUACGACCCAGGAUGACCUUUAUGUUCGAAUCUGGAACUACGAAACGCAGAUACGCACGUCUACCACGAUUAAGCUAAUCGAGGCCUUUCCCUUGGAGUUCAAAUGGCCCUUGGAGAAAAAAGAAGCGAGAUUCCUGAUGAGCAUAGAAAACAUUACAGAUGACUACGUCGCAUUCCUUUUUCGGUACACCAUAAACAAGGUGCAUCACUAUGAAGCAUAUCCGCAAAAAGGACUUCUGUUACCACGGUCGAAGUUCAUAGUUGUUCACACAAUAAUAUCACAAGAGGGGCAACCUGAAGACUUGCAUGAUAAGGGGUUCAUCUAUGUGGACAGCACCGUCGUGAACAAAAGUUUCAAGACCAGCGAGAUCAAACCAGACCUGUUCGAUGUACCGCCGGCUGAUAGAUUACUGCAUGGAAUGAAACUGCCUGUUUUUCUUGUAAGAUCAAGUGAAACACAGUCCAAGGAGAUUACAGAUGCACAAGAUGACCACAAUAUUCAACAGGAAUUUAAUAGGCUGCAGUUAUCUACAGGCGAACAAGAUGACCAAAAUUCUCAGAGUGAAUCUGGUUUGACUUGGGUGAACUCUAUUGAUGUCCAUCCAACAGAGCCUUGGAUUAUGACAACACAGCAUGACCGUUAUGUUCGCAUCUGGAACUAUGAGACACAGCAAGUGAGAAGAUUUUUACCCGGGGGGUCACAAGUUACCUCCGUUAAAUUUAUAGCACACGGGCACUUGAUUCUUGCGGCUAGCAGCGAUGGUUUAAUCUAUCUAUACAGCUACGAUCCUCUAAAACAAAUUCGUGUUCUGAGAGCGCACUCAGCUUCUAUCAACUGUUUGGCUAUUCAUGCAACCGAGCCAUACGUGCUUUCAGCAUCAUCUGAUGGUCAAGUUCAGCUGCGGGACUAUGAGAAGGGAAUGGUGUUAAAUAAAUCGUUUUCUGUGAUACCAUGCGGCGGGCCAUGUCUGGCGUUUGAUCCAUCCGGCAAGAGUUUUGCUAGUGCUUGCGGUGAUUCAAUAAAGAUUAGUAAUCUCCAUGAUGAUGUAUGUAAGAUACUAUUGCGUGGGCAUUCACGAGAGGUUACUUGUUUGGAGUACUUCGCUCAUCGAGAGACGACAUACUUGAUCAGCGGUUCCGAAGAUGGAACUGCCAAGAUCUGGGACUGCAAGAAAGGGCAUUGUGUAAAGACACUGCGAGUGUUUUCACCUGUUCGUACGGUGUGCUCCCAUCCGGUUCUUCCAGUGCUAAUUAUAGGUUCUUAUGACGGGUCAGUUCGUGUGUGGAACUCCACUACCUUCAGGCGUGAGCGCAGAAUUAAACUUGGUCUCAAAGGUCUAUCGGCUAUAGCAUGUUUGAUGGGAUCAACAAGGAUUGUGAUUGGACAUUACAAUGGUUUAGCACUUGCGGAAAUUCGGCGCGAGGAACCAAAAGCAUUGUAAGCUUAUUACAACGGUUUAACCCUUGCGGAAAUGGUUUAGCAAAAGAGAGAAAUGAAAACAGUUGGUGCCAAAGCUGCUCGAUUGGAUGAUGAAAGGAAAAUAAGAUUGCUCUGUUUAUUACUACCAUUUGUCAUAGGUCAUUGCUGGAGUCCGAAGCACAAAAUGUUUGCUAAUGAGUUAAUGUUAGUUGGAGGCUUCCAGCACUGGAUGUUUUGUCGAUCUGAUCUCAUAUUUUAUAUGUGCACUCUAAACCAUACAUUCCAUAAGUGCAGUCACUGGUGCAGAAUUCGAAUUUA